Pyricularia oryzae 70-15 is the source of this 2600-nucleotide messenger RNA. RefSeq lists its product as uncharacterized. The record is from RefSeq and is a predicted model, not a curated record. NCBI's taxonomy places the organism in Eukaryota, Fungi, Ascomycota, Sordariomycetes, Magnaporthales, Pyriculariaceae. The transcript has a single exon. Bases 276 to 1895 code for a protein of 539 amino acids.
UUCGAACACUUUCUCGGCCAACUGCCCCGCUACUUGUGAACAUCGCCGGAUAAAAGUCGAGCCCACCACGUCACCUCACAAUGGUAUCCCCAUGCCAGAGCUGUUGCUGCUCCAAAGUGAGAGUAACAUCGACCGGCUGGCCUUGAGCCUUGAUAUCUUGUACAUGCUAGUCUAGUAGUAUAUAUCCCCUCCAUCAGACAGACUUCUCAAAAUAUUUACCGCCAGCUAUAAAUCACGGGCCCCACAGACACGAAGCUCGCUCCGUUCCGCCCGCCAUGGCCACCCCGGGGAUGCUGUAUGUGACUAUGCAGCCAAAGCCUGGCUUGUCACUCGACCAAUUCCACGAGUGGUACAACAACGAGCAUGGCCCGACGCGUCUUCGCCUGCCCGAGAUUUUCCCCAACGGCCUACGAUACCAAGCCAUCGACUCAGCCGAACCAGCCUUCUUGGCCAUCUACGAUGUAACUUCCAUGUCGCACUUGACUACCCAGACCUAUACAACCCUUAGAGAAAACAGAUCCACGCGGGAAGCCGAGACGAUCGGCCAGGUUGACGUGUGCCGGUCAUUUCUGGACCUCGUCUUGUCACGGCAGUCUCCCGAUUUUGUACCUCCCGAGAACCUGACUGACGAGGAGGCUGUUGGGACAGUGCUUGUGUCGGUGUCUAUCACACUGACAGAUGCUGACGGUGCUGAGAAAGAACUUGUCAAGUGGUGCGAGGAGGAGCACAUCGAGAUGAUCUCCAAGAUCCCAGGUUGGCUGAGAACACGCCUCUACCGCACUUCUACCCUUGAAGGUGGCGGCAAGGUCAAACUCGUGUCACUAAACGAAUUCAGCAAGAACAAUGGGCUUGGAGGUCCUGAGCAACAAGCCUCGACGGAAACCCCUUGGGCCCAGGAAGUUUUCUCCAAGUCUGUCGCUGACAUGGAAAGACGAAUUUACUCCUUGUUCUACAUUUUCGGUCCGGCGCCUCGAGAUCUCCAUCACCUCUCCCACCUCGCUGAGACUAAAUCCUUCAGCACAGUGGACGCCAAGACCAAGACCAUUGCUGGAUCAUCGGCGUCAAUCGACUCGUUCGUCACGACUGCCGACGGUCUUGUCCUACCUUAUCGCCUUGAGGGCAACCCGUCGCCCUCGGCACCGACGGUUGCUUUGUCAAACUCGCUUCUGACAUCGAUGCACAUGUGGGACGCCUUCGUCGCCAUCCUCAAGGCGGAGAGGCCGGACCUUCGCAUCUUGAGAUACGACACGCGCGGUCGGCAUGCUGGUACCCCUGCUACGCCUGCAACUCUGACCAUGCUUGCGGAUGACAUCAACACAUUGCUGACAGCGUUGCGUAUUCCGAAGCUGCAUGCCCUCAUCGGCGUGUCCAUGGGAGGCGCGACUACUUUACAGUUCGUACUUAUGCACGGCAGUCGAGUUUCCCGCUUUGUGGCCUGCGACUGCAACGCCAUCUCGAGCGCAGCCAACACGGCAGCCUGGAAAGAGCGCAUUUCCACAGCCGAGUCAACCUCCGAAGACGGAUCUUCUGGUAUCCGCAAACUGGCUGGCGUCACAGUAGAACGCUGGUUCCACCCGUCCACCAUGUCCGACAAGAAGGAUCUCGCUCUGGGCAUGACAGACAUGGUGGCGGCCAACGACGUUGAAGGGUUCAAGUACAGCUGCCAGGCGCUGUGGGACUAUGACCUGAAGGGAAAUCUUGGGGCAUGUCAGGUGCCUGGAAUCCUCGUCGUAGGCGACGGCGAUGGCAAGGGCGCGUUGGUCAAAGCAAUGGAUGGAUUCAAGGGCCUUGUUGGAAAGGAAGGUGUAGAGCUCAGGGUUGUCCCCAAUACAGGGCACCUGCCCAUGUUUGAAGACGCGGCGGCAUUCUGGGCUAGUAUCAAGAGCUUUGUCUGAGAAACGUGUCUGGCCCGCUGGCAAGCCCGCUUGCUACGGGGGAAAGGGGGGGGGGGGGAUUUCGGCAGUCAGGUGUUUCGUAGAUUUGGCCCUCGGACGAAUAUACGAAUACCAGACCGUUCGGUUGUUAUUUUCAAUUCAGACAUUGGUCCCUCAACAAAACGACAGGGAAAAAAGAUUUGCCAUGGGCGUGAAAUCGGGCUGCAGGUCAAGUGAUCGGGGUUUUAUUUCGAGCUAAAAGUACGGUGAAGCUAUUUGGGCGCGGGUAUUGACCGAACCACAGCAUAACUUAAUUCUGAGUGGCCCGAUGAUGGCUCUUAGUUUUUAGGUAGGUAGGUAGGGUCCAGCUAGGCAUGGCAUGGAUUUGCGUCAUGAACAAUUUUACGAUUGAGCUGAUUAGUGCAAAGAGGCGCUGAACGGCAGCCAUACCUACCUCGGUACCCCAGAUUUGGAUCCAGCCAAGGGCGUCCGAGGUUGCGCCACAAACUGCGGCUAGAUUUUACAGCUCAAGCCCCUACUCUAUGUACCUCGAUCGUGUAAAACUUCUCGCGGGCUGCCCGCGAUCAUGUGUUGGUUUUGUACUAGCAUGUUCCGUGAGUCUGGAACGUGGCUUUCGGAGGCGAGGAGUCGCCAACGGGUCCUCAACCAAAGCCGAGACCCAACCGUGACCAGAUUUCCUUCUUACCGCGAAGUGCUUACUAUGUA